Harmonia axyridis is the source of this 3410-nucleotide messenger RNA. It is a transcript of the gene dysf, whose product is annotated as neuronal PAS domain-containing protein 4. The record is from RefSeq and is a predicted model, not a curated record. The transcript is spliced from 10 exons. Gene Ontology annotation, molecular function: RNA polymerase II transcription regulatory region sequence-specific DNA binding; protein dimerization activity; DNA-binding transcription factor activity, RNA polymerase II-specific. Gene Ontology annotation, biological process: regulation of transcription by RNA polymerase II. Bases 813 to 2459 code for a protein of 548 amino acids. Lineage: Eukaryota; Metazoa; Arthropoda; Insecta; Coleoptera; Coccinellidae.
GAUGACCUUAAGGUCGAAGAGAAGGAAUUGACUGAAGGGUCUUAGAGCAUGGUUUGACCCCUUUUGGGGGGUUGGGUCACUAAGGGAUCUCCCUGAAGUCAUUCCCAACUUUACCCAUCGAUGGACCAUGAGCGUAAAUGCAAGAAUUUGAAACGUCAAUGUGAGUCAUUUUUGUUUGCACCUGAUUUGUUAUAUUUAUUUUUCCUGUAAGUUCCUGGUUUCAAGUUGGAUUGCCUUAUUGUCUGUGAGGAAUGAGCAACUUUUUCUUCGAGAAGGUUCGUUUUCUGAAAUAACUUCAUAUUUAAAUUGAUUUCCUGUGUAUUUUUGUGAACAGAUUUCAGAAAACUGCCUUAUCUGACGAAUAAGGAACUCUUACUUACUUUGAAGGCAGUUUCUCCAAGUUAAUAAGUGUUUAGUGAUUGAAAAGUGUCAAAUAGAAACAGGUAAAUAAAAAUACACUCAUUCAAAUUCAAUAUACUCAUUGAAAUAUGCGAUUUGUAGAUAUUUCAAAUUUCAGUUCCAAUCUUUCAAUCAGUCUUUAUUUAAUACCCCAAAUAGUCUAAUCCUUACGAUGCGAUUUUUAAUGAUUUCUUCAUUCCACAGUUCUACAAAGGCGGAAGGACAAUGAUGUUGCCAGAUGCUGCCAGCGUUUGGGCGAGAAGAGCAUAUUUCCUAAGAGAUUUGAUGCGAACAAAUCGACCAAAGGAGCUAGCAAACUUCGUAGAGACCUAAUAAAUGCCGAAAUAGCAAAUUUACGGGAGCUACUGCCGUUACCGCCUUCAACUAGACAGAGACUUUCUCAACUUCAGCUUAUGGCGUUAGUCUGUGUGUAUGUGAGGAAAGCUAAUUACUUUCAACAAGCAUUUAAAUGCCACGAUGUAUCAUUACACCAACCACCAACGCCCAAUAUUGGUUUCUCAAAGGCAUUGAGUGGCUUUCUCAUGAUGAUGACGCAAAAUGGUAAACUGUUGUACAUAUCAGACAAUGCCGCAGAAUACCUAGGACAUUCCAUGGUGAGUGAAAUCAAGGAGGAUCUACUCAUCCAUGGUGAUAGUGUUUAUGACAUAAUAGACAAACAGGAUCAUCAGGCAAUACAAAGAGAACUAGGAAGGCCAGUAAAUACGUCAAAUUCUAGUGGUAGCGAAGAAAUUAGAUUAUUCUUAUGUAGAAUGAAUGUAUCUAGAAAUGCAAGGAGACAGAUGAGAUUCGGUGAUCAGAAGGUUGUGCUGGUCCAGGGAAGAUAUUUGUCCUUCCUCCCACUGUGCAGCAGGAAUGAACCAGUUUUCCUAGCUACAUGUACCCCAGUAGCGAUGCCGGAAACACGUGAAUGUGUUGUUCAAGGUGCUACCAAUGUCUUCACCUCGAUUCAUUCAAUGGAUAUGAAGUUCAUACACAUUGACAAUAACGGCGAAUUCUACUUGGGCUUUCCGCGCUCAGAGCUGCAGGGGGUGAGCUGGUACAGGCUGCUGCAUUGGGAAUGCACGAGAGAGGCCCAGACCAAGCACAGGCUCAUUACACAGUCCGAACAAGAAAGGUCCUGCAUUUUACUAGCUCAAUUCCAAAGAAGAACUGGAGAAUGGCUCUGGAUGCAUUGUGUCCUUCAAGUGAAAGAAAGUUCAGAAAACAACCAACAGCCUGUAAUCGUCUGCACCAAUCAAGUUUUGAGCGACGCAGAAGCUGCUGUUAUGCGAAGUAACAGUUGGCUUUACCACUACGUGUCAGUGCAGAACAAGCUACAGUAUGGACUAGCUUACGACAUUGGCCAUCCUACCAGAUUACUCUAUUACCCAGAACAUCCGCACCCGAACUUUCAGGGUCAUGAAUAUACCACUGCUCACGAUACAGGCGGAUACUCCCAUUUGGCCACUAUACCCACGGCGAUUCAACCCCACCUGAGUCACCAUAGCCCUUUAACCUCCAGUCAUCACAAUCAGCACCAUCACCACCACAGACGAGCAGAUUCAGAACCUGUUGACUAUUCUUACAGUAAGCGCAAGCCCAAAGAUCUCCAAAAUCUAGAGUUAGAGGUAGGAGAAAUUGACGCACCGAGUACAAGGGGCAGUUGCGGACUUCUUGUGAUAUCGCAUAUUGCCGAAAGACCUAGGACGUUACUUAAGGUCGAUCCAAGCGACAUAAUGGACCAGUGGAAUCCCAGUCCUCCUUGGUCUGACACAUUGCAGAAGGUUCCUGAUUUAUGCCAUCAAGAAUUGAGCCCUUAUAUUGGUAGUACGCCACCAACUCCAACAGCUACCCCUAGUACCCAGAGUGGAAAUGCGUUUUCUUUUGACUGGAUGCCAGAACAAUAUGUACCGUCCAUAACAGCAGUUCCUAGCAUUGAAGAAAUAGAAAGGCCGGUAUACUGGUCGAAUGAACACAGAUUAUUCCCUCUGCAACCACCCCCUAAGAGGAACCAUCCCCCUUCUGGUAGGUCAGAAUCUGCAGACAGAGAUACCCCUUAGUAUUGAAUAUCAUCGAUAUAAAAACCGCCAAUAUGUGCAAUACAUACAGUGCUUCUAAAAUUGGGUUCGUCAUUACUACAAAUGGGGUCUUCUGAUAUGCCAAAUAAUAUGUUUAGUUCAAAUAUGCUUUCUAGCAUCACUGAUUGCAAUCCCCAUCAUGAAAAAAGGCAAUGAACAAUCCAAUUUUUAAUUUCUUCAGAUCUUCAGUCGCAUAAUUGAAAUAUUCAAAAAUAUUGUCUGCAAAACUCUGCAUAAUAAUCAGUAAUAUCCUGAUAUCCUUCCUUACUAUGUAUAUGACAUGAAAGAACCUCAAUGACGAUAACAGAAACAGAAUUUGAUUCGAAGUGGUAAUGACAUAGUUGGACGCGAAGUUGGCAAAAAUGAAAAUAAACGAAUUUUUAUAUUUUAGUCUUGUGUACCAGUGAGAGAGAUCGCAUAAAACUGAUAACUUACACACUUUUUUCAUUGCGUAUGAAAAUAGCAUGUCAUUCCAAUUUUUCAUAUUAUUGUUGAAAAUUUCGAAGAAUUGUUUAUGUGCCAAUAUAAGUUUAGCCAUGAUUUUUUUAUUUCCACAUGUUCCAAACAAUAUACGCUAGGUGUUUUAGGACAUUUCCGAAAAAACGGAAAAAUUAUUAAUCAAUAUUAUAACACAGUUCCUUCAGCAACUAAAUACAGGGCAUUAAAAUAGAAUCAACAGUUUUAAGUGAAUUUAAUUCAGAUAGCCCCUAAUGUGUCUCAGAAAUGUAUGUUUCCCAGUGAAAAAUUUAUUAUUUUAUACUAUGUGAUCGUAUUAUAUACGAAAUCUGUAUAUAUCAUCUGAAAUUCACAGUUUGUGAAUAUGUAAUACAUGUAAGUUCCUGAUUUAAGUUAGAAUUUAUUUGAAGAAUGUAAAAGCCACAGUUCUCUCACAUAUAUUUUAAAUAGUCAAAUAUAAAUAUUUUUUUAAUUGAG